UAAAAAUGACAGCAGCGCACAAAGAUAGAAGUUUAUUCUAGUGCUGAGCAGCUGUUGGUUUUGUGUAGGCUUUGUAAUUUUCUUUCUUAAACUUUAACAUUUACAUAACAUUUCGAAACAAGUUUCGUUUACAAUUUUUGGUUUAAUUUGUUCACCGACUAAAGCAAAAACAGCGCCCACAACCAGGAUCAGCAGAACUGCGACAUUGGAAAAAACAACCUCUAUCCGCUUCGAACAACAACAGCAAGCAGAAUGUCUGUCCGCCGCACAAUGUCCACGAGUGCCCAGGAGUGGCGCAAUUAUUUUAUGAGCACCCACUUCUGGGGACCCGUUGCCAAUUGGGGUAUUCCAGUAGCAGCGAUUGCCGACACGACUAAGCAUCCAAAAUUCAUCUCUGGCAGAAUGACACUUGCAUUGACGCUCUACUCGUGCAUCUUCAUGCGCUUCGCCUACAAAGUUCAACCGCGUAAUUGGUUGUUAUUUGCUUGCCACGCCACAAAUACUACGGCACAGACUUUCCAAGGACUACGCUACCUUAAAUAUAUAAACUCCCAAGAAGCCGCGUAAAUGAACCCACCCAAUCUGAACAAAAGCGCGCGAUGCGACAAUAGAAAUAUUUGAAUAACAAACAAAACGCAACAAUCGCAGCAGCGGCAAAAAUGACACCAACUUCAGUUUACUACAGUCACGCAAACCCUUCCAUCAAGCGUAAUUGUAGUUAAAUUGGCUAAAUCUCUGGCGGAUUCCAUCUCCCGUCACGGAUUGUUGUUCAACGCGCGCUGAACACCAAACAAAUCAAGGCUAUGCAAAAAAGUCAACGGUGCUGGUUUUGGACUUAAAGUUCUUACGGUUUUGGUUUUUAAAAUCAUUUUACGAAUUCGACUAACGAUAUGAUUCAAAAUUAAUGUGCAAUAGGCUAAUUAACAUUAACUGUCUAGAAUCUUGAAUAAACAAUUUAAUUAAUUGCCUCA
This is a messenger RNA of Drosophila grimshawi, 971 nucleotides long. It is a transcript of the gene Mpc1, whose product is annotated as mitochondrial pyruvate carrier 1. Gene Ontology annotation, biological process: pyruvate import into mitochondria. The coding region runs from base 253 to 567 and encodes 104 amino acids. Lineage: Eukaryota; Metazoa; Arthropoda; Insecta; Diptera; Drosophilidae. Gene Ontology annotation, cellular component: mitochondrial inner membrane. The transcript is spliced from 3 exons. The record is from RefSeq and is a predicted model, not a curated record.